Penicillium atrosanguineum is the source of this 1986-nucleotide messenger RNA. Its product is annotated as IQ calmodulin-binding motif protein. Gene Ontology annotation, molecular function: catalytic activity. Bases 1 to 1986 code for a protein of 661 amino acids. NCBI's taxonomy places the organism in Eukaryota, Fungi, Ascomycota, Eurotiomycetes, Eurotiales, Aspergillaceae. The record is from RefSeq and is a predicted model, not a curated record. The transcript is spliced from 4 exons.
AUGCUUCCUUGGGAGAUAUACGCUCUCUGCAAACAAUCGCAGACCGUGACAUCUGAACUGGCCCGGCAGCCAUCCCAGUGUCCAGCAACGGUCUUCAAGAAGCUUUACGAAAAGCAGUAUCAUGUUUCAAAAUCAAAAGAUGGUUUAACCGGACUCUCAGCGGAAGAGUUCCUCGAGAAGAACGAAUUGCAGAGAGCGCAUGCCUGCGGGAAUUGGGGUUCAUCAGAACCCAGCGAGCUAUUUCUUCAGGUUUACCAUGAUGCGCUCUGUUCCUUAGAAAAGAAUCCUAUGGCUGGAGUUGUUUCUCCUCCUGUAAUGGGCGGCACGGGCGUCGUUCCUCUGACGAUUGUUGCACCCUUGCCUGAUCUUUGCCGCCACCUAGCCAACUGCAUUGUGCGAGCAGAACACGAAAUCUUUUUGGGAACCAACUUUUGGGUCCACUCAGAUGCAGCCACGCUGGUCACAAAUGCAAUUCGAGAAUUGUCGAAAAGAGCUGGACAAGAAGGAAGAAAGGUGAUUAUGAAGAUGGUUUACGAUCGCGGCGAUCCCCGUCAGGUCUUAGAGAAUCGUCUGAGUGUUUCCGAGGACCAAUACACCAGCGAAAAAGUCAAGCUUCCACCUGCUAGUGAAAUUCCUAAUGUCGAUCUUCAGGUGAUCAAUUUCCACCGCCCAGUCUUUGGAACGUUCCAUGCAAAAUUUACAGUGGUCGAUCGAAAGAUAGCCCUGUUACAAAGUAGCAACAUACAAGAUAACGACAACCUUGAGAUGAUGUCUCACAUUGAAGGUCCGAUUGUUGAUGGUUUCUAUGAUGCAGCUCUGCUCUCAUGGGGAAAGCCUCUAAAUCCACCAUUGCCAUUAUUGGACACUCCCGCAGAGUCUCAGCAAAUGUCUUGUUACGAGCUGGAAAACAGAGAGAGCCUCUGCAAGGGUGCAUCUCAAGGCCUCUCGGAUCUGCCUCAGCACACUACAAGUCAAGAACAUUAUGACAUCAGCUACGAGAAUGAAGCUGAGCGAGUGAACAGUAGUAUAAUCCCUCGCGGAGAGGAAACUCCAACCCACGCUGUGACACGUCACUUGAGUAUGUUUUGGAAUACGGCUUGCAUAUUCGAUUUACUAAGGUUUCCGACAGAUACAACAAUCCAGCCGGAUACGCUUGGUGAUUCGCCAAACUCUGAUCAAGAACCCCGAAUGACCCCAUACAUCGUGCUACCUCGCCACAGUCCUGUGCCUAUGGCAUUGGUCAAUCGGGAGCCUUAUGGAGCUCCAAACCACAGUAGCGUCCACACUCCUCAGGAUGCCGCAUGGCUUGCUUCAAUCAAGCAUGCAAAACACUCAAUCUUCAUACAAACACCCAAUUUGAAUGCGGAGCCACUGCUAGAGCCAAUGAUUGAAGCCAUUCGUCGUGGUGUGAUUAUCACAGCCUAUCUAUGUCUGGGCUAUAAUGACGCUGGCGAGUUACUGCCAUUUCAGAAUGGAACAAACGAAAUGAUAGCGAACAGGCUGUACAAUGCGCUUAAGUCCAACGAAGAAAAGGCUCGGCUCCGGAUACAUUACUACGUUGGCAAAGACCAAACUCGACCAAUCCACAACUCAUUCAAGAUGCGAAGCUGUCAUAUCAAGUUGAUAAUUGUUGAUGAGCAAAUUGCGAUCCAGGGUAAGACUAAAUAUUUCUUUGAAUACUUAGCCAGUCACACUAAAAAUUUGUCUAUAGGCAAUGGAAAUCUUGAUACCCAGUCCUUUUUCCACAGUCAAGAAAUCAACGUCCUGCUGGACUCACAGCUGAUCUGUAAGCAAUGGCUCAGCGCAAUCGAUAGAAACCAGAACACAGGAAGAUAUGGUGCUGCGAGUAGCAAGGAUGGCUGUUGGCAUGAUCCGGAAACCAAUGAAAUACCUUCAGGGUCUAUUGGUACAGACCCAGGACGGCUGAGCUGGGCAAAGGGUGUUGUUGGUGCUGUUAAGCGGGUACGGGGCGUGGGAGGCUUUUAA